AUGGGAUUCGGUCGCGACCGCGAUGAGUACCCGGCCUCGAGCGUCGCGGAAGCGAUAAGGUGCGCGCGCGCGUCGUCCCGUCGCGCGUCGCCCUCCCCCACGCACCCCAUCGCGCGUCUCGCGGAAACGACGGAACGAACGCAUGAUGGCUCCCGCGACGCCUCGCCGCCCCGCCGCGCGAGUCGCCGACCCGUCCCCUCCCUCCCUCCCUCCUCCCGCCGUUUCCCCAGUGCCGUCGGCGUGCUCGACGAUCUCGCCACGUCCGCCCCCGGCGUCGCCGCGGCGGCGACGUCCGCGGCCGCGUUCGUGCUCACCGCGAACGCGGCGCGACGAGCGGCGUACGCGACGGGCGUGUCGUGCGCGACGCCGAUCCUGGGGGUGGCGUGGGGGCUGUGUGCGACAGCGGGGGCGUCCGUCGUCGCCGGGCAGGCUGCGAGGGCGGCGCUCGAGGCGAGCAGAAGCGGCGGCGGCGGCUGGUCCGGGUCCGUCGGCGUCGCGGACGUCGCGAACGCCGCGCGCGUUGGGUGGUCGUCGUUCGCGUCGUCGUCGUCGUCCGCGCGGUCGGGAUUCUUUCGCGGCGCGCUCGGGGGUCUCGGGGGUCGCGACGCGGCGUGGGACGAGGGCGAGAUGACCCUCGACGCGAUGCUCGGCACGGUUCUGUACGCGUUCAUCGGACGUGGCGUGCACAGCGCGCUCCCGAGCGACGUCUCGCACCCUGGCGCGAUGCGACGAAAUUCGAUGCCCGCGAACGGAGCGCACUACGCGUCAGAGUCGCAGAAACGCACGCUCGCGCGAUGGAUGCGUCGCGACGGGUGCCAUCACUGCGGGACGCGGUCGGGCGCGGUCAUCGGCGACCACAUGCCGCCGAACAAGAUGGCGUUCGGGUCCAGCGCUGCCGCGGAGGCGUCCAGGAACGGAACCCUGAGCCUCGGCGCGCGCGCGUGGAACUUCCUUCGCAUGGUGCCGAGGCAACGGUUUUUCCCGCAGUGCCGCGCGUGCUCGGACCUGCAGUCGACGGCGGUGCGAUUACGCGCCAAGUCGCUCGUCAUGCACAACGGCGGCGUCCGCAUAGGGUGCGUCGUCGCGAGCGUCGUCGCGGCGAGGCAUUACGUCAUGUGGAAGCACCCGAGGGAGUACGAGCGGUUUGAGAGGAGGGUGGAGGAGUUUGUGUUGAGGACGCGAUGA
Messenger RNA from Micromonas pusilla CCMP1545, 1185 nucleotides. RefSeq lists its product as uncharacterized. The coding region runs from base 1 to 1185 and encodes 394 amino acids. The record is from RefSeq and is a predicted model, not a curated record. The transcript has 2 exons. Lineage: Eukaryota; Viridiplantae; Chlorophyta; Mamiellophyceae; Mamiellales; Mamiellaceae.